AUGCCGGCGCUUAACGUCGUCAACCUAUACGACAUCAUGCCAGAGCGAUUCAAGGAGGGUGUUUCUGCGGACGACACAUCAGCACUACUAGAGAAAGUUGGAAGAUAUUCCUACCAGACUAUGAAGAAAAUCAUUCCAGCUAUUGACUUCGACUAUGACUGGGGUCUCUGGCUGGAUUCGGAGGCCACCGUGGUACAACCGUUUAGCUUGAGGGAGAUGUUCGAUGAGUAUGUUCAAAGACCAACCGUGUGGCGAUCAAGAAUGGCCAAGAACGACAUCAUGCGAGGCUUCAUGGGUAACGCAACGAGGGUUCUCGGCCGUUCUGCCGACUCGUGGGGCCCCAUGUUCUGGAAUCUUGAUAGCGUUCAAUGGAUAGUGGAAAAGGCCGUCGUGACCGACAUGAUUGCCUACGUCGAGAAUGCACAUGGCACAGACUUUUGGACGGCUUGGAUUGCCAAUGAUGGGCCUUUCGAGGUCAAUAUGUACAAUUUGCAUAUUCAAGCGAGAAAGCUGGAAACCGUAGACUCCAUUUUCUCAAAGUAUCUCGUUCUAGAGACUGAAAGAGAGCUGGUCCGUUUCGGGAUGGCUCCCGCGUUUCCCCAUGUGGAGGCCCAUGGAGACACGGGUUUCCUCGAAAGAGCUUACAGAUUACUGAAGUCUAAUGAACUGCAACCUAACUUUUCCGCCUUCAUGCGACACUACAAACAGCGCCUCUUCCGCUUCGAAGGCCUGGAGUUCGCCCCUCCCGAGGUUAUCGAUAGGUUUCUUUUAGACUCACCUGUCAAUUUACUAGUUUGCGGGUCUCCUCCGCUACAUGAGUGGUGGCAAAAGAGGAUAGACGACGGGAAAAUGGUUGUUACCUAA
Phaeoacremonium minimum UCRPA7 is the source of this 864-nucleotide messenger RNA. RefSeq lists its product as hypothetical. The record is from RefSeq and is a predicted model, not a curated record. The transcript has 3 exons. The coding region runs from base 1 to 864 and encodes 287 amino acids. Lineage: Eukaryota; Fungi; Ascomycota; Sordariomycetes; Togniniales; Togniniaceae.